UAAAUAUGUGAGAAGUGAGUUUUAAAGUGGUAAAGACGGUCGAAGAGAUGGACUCGGAAAUGGAGAUACAGAACUUUUUCAAUUGCACUCAACACAUUCUCGGCCGCGACACAUCGUGGGAGAAUCUCAAUGUGUCGCAGUUGUUGGAUUUAUUGCCCAAGCAGUUACUGGAGGAUGUUAAUUUGAAAGUAACACUCGGCAACUGUAUGGGGCUAGGCAGAAGGCCAUACAGCCCGCCAUGGUGGGGACAGUUCGCCUGGUUCAUUGUAUUCGCAGUAAUGCUUUUACUUGCGAUUAUCGGAAAUACAUUAGUUAUUUGGAUAGUACUAGCCCAUCGACGGAUGAGAACCGUGACGAACUGUUUCCUGGUUAAUUUGGCUGUUGCGGAUCUUCUAAUGGCAACAUUGAAUGGAGCUCCGAAUUUUGUCUUUUUGGUGACAGCCAAUUGGCCAUUUGGUUCAGUUACCUGCAGAGCGAGUAACUUCACGGCUAACUUGACAGUAUCUGCAGGCGUUUUCACUCUUGUAGCCAUCACUGUCGAUAGAUACGUCGCUAUAGUGAAACCCUUACAUCAUAGGCUUAGCAGAAGAGUCGCUCGCGCCGUACUAUUCAGUGUGUGGUGUUCUAGCAUUCUGCUAGCCUUACCUACCCUGAUAUAUUCAGAUACCUACACCAAAAAAUACAUAAAUGGUGAGCGUGAGAUAUGUUUUAUCAAAUGGCCCGACGGCAGUUACCCUACAUCUAAGACAGAUUACUGCUACAACUUAGUGUUCUUAUCUGUGACGUAUGUGGUCCCUAUGUCUGUGAUGGUGUGGGCGUAUGCACAAAUGAGCUCUGCGCUGAGAGGGCAUGGCAUCGGCGAAUGUACGCAUCAUCAGAUGCAGAUAGUUCGAGCUAAAAAAAAGGUGGUGCGUAUGUUUGUGCUCGUCGUAGUGGUUUUCGGAAUGUGCUGGUUACCGUACCACGCGUACUUUGUACUUGUGUACCAUCACCAGUCCUUAGCCUCCGCUCCAUUUGCCCAGCACAUCUACCUGGGCUUCUACUGGCUAGCUAUGGCUAAUUCUAUGUUCAAUCCUCUGAUUUACUAUUGGAUGAGUAACAAGUUUCGUGUUUAUUUUCGAAUGGCACUUUGUUUGUGCCGGUCUGUGAAAAAUUCGACGCCUGAUCAAUUAACAAAACAAUUCGAAUUGAACAAAUCUUUCUCUGUGAGCCAGAGACAUUUCCACGGGACGUCAUCCUGUUCGCGGGCCUGACACUCGGACAGACGGUGCAGACUCUCCCGCUCGAUGCCGCUACACGAUGAGUCAAAGCCUAGUCAGACAAAUGGAAACGUGGUGAGGAUACACGCGAACGGUACAAGAAGUAACGGCGUAAGAAAUUACCACGAGCUCGAAGAUAAAUUGUAGACUUAAGAAAACUUCAAGGUUAUAAUGUAACUUUGUACAGAUAAC
This is a messenger RNA of Papilio polytes (common Mormon), 1451 nucleotides long. It is a transcript of the gene NGR-A33, whose product is annotated as neuromedin-K receptor-like. The record is from RefSeq and is a predicted model, not a curated record. The coding region runs from base 48 to 1253 and encodes 401 amino acids. Gene Ontology annotation, cellular component: plasma membrane. Gene Ontology annotation, molecular function: tachykinin receptor activity. Lineage: Eukaryota; Metazoa; Arthropoda; Insecta; Lepidoptera; Papilionidae. The transcript has 10 exons. Gene Ontology annotation, biological process: G protein-coupled receptor signaling pathway.